This is a messenger RNA of Drosophila willistoni, 888 nucleotides long. RefSeq names its product protein takeout (gene Jhbp5). The coding region runs from base 20 to 796 and encodes 258 amino acids. Lineage: Eukaryota; Metazoa; Arthropoda; Insecta; Diptera; Drosophilidae. The record is from RefSeq and is a predicted model, not a curated record. The transcript has 4 exons.
AGAAAUCACAGUUGGAACAAUGAACUGCUCGAGAACACUAUUGUUGCUGCUAAUUAUAGGCCUUGGUAGCCAAGUGCUAGCCAAACCGAAGAGCAAAUCUAGUCGACUGCCCUCUUUUCUGAAGGUCUGCUAUCGUGAUUCUCCUGAAUUAAAUGAGUGUGCCAAAGAAUCCUUCUUGGUGUUGAAACCUCGACUAAUGGAUGGUAUACCGGAGCUAUAUAUUCCACCAAUGGAACCACUAGUUGUGCCCGAAGUGAAAAUGGAUCAAGACUCUGGAGCUAUCUAUCUGCAUUCAGUGUAUAAAAAUGUAAAGAUUACGGGCAUAUCCAAGCAUACCUUAAACGAUUUGAGAAUUGAGCCAAGUAAGCACAAGUUUGUGGUCUCAAUGACGUUUCCUCAAUUGCAUAUGGAAUCGGAUUACAGCAUUAAGGGUAAAAUUAUGAUGAUGCCGUUGCUGGGAGAUGGACGCUGCAAGGUGGAUUUGACCAAUAUUACAAUGAAUACUGAGCUAGUUGGUCAGGAGUACACUAAACAUGGAUCUACAUUCUUAAGGAUCAUCGACGUCAAAGUUAAGUACGAAUUGUCAAAUGUUCACAUGCAUCUAGAUAAUCUAUUUAAUGGAGACAAGGCAUUGGGGGAGCGUAUGAAUGAUUUCCUUAACGAAAACUGGAAAUCCCUGGCCGAGGAAGUACGUCCUCUGUUGACAAAAGCUUUGGUGGAUAUUCUUCGAGCCUCCAUUGACAAACUGUUCGAAGUGUUUAGCUAUGAUGAGCUGCUGCCCAAGAUGAAAGAGUAAAGGCUUUUUUUCCUAUAAAUAUAUAUGUACGUUUAUAUGUUGAUUUAAUCAUAUUUUUGUAAGUGCAGAAUAAAUUAAAUUAAUGUACUGAA